Drosophila suzukii is the source of this 1313-nucleotide messenger RNA. Its product is annotated as mitochondrial inner membrane protein Mpv17-like. Gene Ontology annotation, cellular component: membrane; cytoplasm; mitochondrion. NCBI's taxonomy places the organism in Eukaryota, Metazoa, Arthropoda, Insecta, Diptera, Drosophilidae. The record is from RefSeq and is a predicted model, not a curated record. Gene Ontology annotation, biological process: cellular response to reactive oxygen species.
CACAGAUGAAAGAUACUUACUAGAUCUUACAGAUACGGAUAUGUUUAACAGUAGAGUUACUGAAAGAUCUCUUAAAAUAGUAUAUCAUCUUGGCAUAAUUAUUUAAAAAACUGUUCUACUUGUAUAACUAGGGUAUUCUAUACUUAACCCUAGCAGGGGUUAUUAUAAUGUUGGUCAGAAGUUAGCAACGUUGACAUUGGAUGUAUGUAUGUAUUCUUGAUCAGCAUCAACAGCCGAGUAGAUCUAACCAUAGAACGCUGUCCAUUUCUACGGGAACUCCGAGUUUUAAAAGCUAUCUGCAUUAAAAUUUUAAAAAACUGCUAUUUCUAUCGAGGUAGUAUAUUUGUUAGUCGGAACGAAAUGGAUCGGAAACUGUAUUAGGAAUAAUCAAUAGAACAAACAGUGUAGGUUCUUUGUUUAAAAAAAAAAUUGACUACUACACCAUGUAGCUUACAAAGACCAAAAUCAAUCAUUAUUUGUAAUUUGUAUCUUAACUACUGGAAUUUUUUCUUAUAAAUGAAAAAGGCAACAUUCCUUUCACUCUUGUCGGCAAUUAAACUUAAUAUUAUAUACCAUACUCUUGUCCAAUAUCCCAUUUAAAAAAAAGAACGUAGUAGUCCUUGAAAAAUAUAAAUCAGAAAUAAAAGUCAGUCGACAUACAUAGUGUUUGAAAUUGCCGGAAUGGCUUCCAAUUGAAACGUGUUAAAUAAAGGGCUGAAGUGAGUUAAGGAUGUCGGCAGUAAAGGCGUUCCUGAAGGAUGGCAUGGUUGUGGCGGCGAUAAUGGGCCUGGGCGAUACUAUAGCCCAGUUGGUCAUUGAAAAGAAGCCGCUAAAUGACUGGGAUACCGGACGAACCCUUCGAUUCGGUGCCCUGGGUCUGGUGUUUGUGGGUCCGGUUCUGCGGCAAUGGUACCUCUUCCUGGAGUCGAGGGUUCCCAAAACCUACACACCGAUGCGACGGGGCGUUACCAAGAUGGUGGUAGACCAAGUCUGCUUCGCUCCACCCUUCUCACUGGCCACGUCCUUCCUGGUGCUGCUGAUCAAUGGUGAGCCAGCCGAUCGGAUCCGCAAGCGGCUCUACGAAACCUAUCCCACCAUCAUGGCCAGGAACUACAUGCUCUGGCCCGCCGCCCAGAUGAUCAACUUUAGCUUCGUGCCGCUGGGCUACCAGGUGUUCUACGCUCAGACCAUCGCCCUCGUCUGGAACUGCUACCUCUCGCUGAUUCUUAACCGAUAGGGAACGUAUUACUAUCCGUAUCCGUUAUCGUGACCAUAUUUCAAUUUACCGGAAUAAAAUAUACCUCUGCAUAUAA